This is a messenger RNA of Gossypium arboreum, 763 nucleotides long. RefSeq names its product DNA-directed RNA polymerases II, IV and V subunit 6A-like. Gene Ontology annotation, cellular component: RNA polymerase II, core complex; RNA polymerase I complex; RNA polymerase III complex. The transcript is spliced from 6 exons. Gene Ontology annotation, biological process: DNA-templated transcription. Lineage: Eukaryota; Viridiplantae; Streptophyta; Magnoliopsida; Malvales; Malvaceae. Bases 144 to 578 code for a protein of 144 amino acids. Gene Ontology annotation, molecular function: DNA-directed RNA polymerase activity; DNA binding. The record is from RefSeq and is a predicted model, not a curated record.
UAAGGAGAAUUCUAGAACAUAAAACCUCUAUUUGUUUUGUUAGGGCUUUACAGAGACGAAGCAGGGAAGUAAAAGUUUUGACCUUUUGAGACAAAUCCUGCGAGAAUCCACUCUCUCCAUAGUUUCUUCAAGCAAGCCCUACGAUGGCGGACGACGACUAUAAUGAUAUGGACAUGGGAUAUGAGGAUGAGCCACCAGAGCCUGAGAUUGAAGAAGGAGCUGAGGAAGAUUUGGAAAACAAUAACAACGAUGAUGUUCCUCUAGAACCUAUCGAAACCGAAGACAACGUAGACCAAGAUGCUAAAGACAAAACUACUCGUAAAACAUCAAAGUAUAUGACCAAAUACGAGCGUGCUAGAAUCUUGGGUACCCGAGCCUUGCAAAUCAGUAUGAAUGCACCUGUUAUGGUUGAGUUGGAGGGUGAGACCGACCCACUUGAGAUUGCCAUGAAGGAGCUUCGAGAGCGGAAAAUACCCUUUACCAUAAGACGCUACUUGCCCGAUGGAAGUUAUGAAGAUUGGGGAGUCGAUGAGUUGAUUGUGGAAGACUCGUGGAAGAGACAAGUCGGAGGCGAUUGAUUAUGUGUUCUUACUUCUCGAAUUUUGUGUGUGGUAUGUAAGAGUCGUGAUGCUUAGAUUCAGUCAGUAAAUGUAAAAAAGACGAUCUAGAAGGAUGUCUUUGGAACCGUGGUAGUAGACUCGUUUUGAACCCUGUUGUGCUUUUCGACAUUAACGUAGGUUAUAAUGGGAGUUUUGACUAGAAA